UGAAAGGAAAGACACUGAACACAGGGCUACAAAGCAAAACAUUUUUCAAAACGGCUGGCGCAGGAUCAGGAAAGGAAUAUUCCUCAAGUCCCAGGUAUUUCUGAAUGAAAGAUAUUUUUAAAUAAAGCUACCAUCUGAACUGCAAUACAUCGGCAGAAAUUCUACAUCACUGAUGGAUGACAAUUAAGUCCCUGCUGUUUAAACUCCUCCCAUGCGGCCAUAUAAAAAUUCGUCUUGUGCGAGAUUCAUUCACAGAAACGGUCUUCGACGUGGCUUGCAACCUCUUUCUUUCAAACUUCAGCUCACAUGGAAAUGAAGGAGUUUGCCCCGGACAAGAAUUUGUUGCAGAUGAGCCAGCCAGCCUUUCAAAAUGCAACAGCUGAGGUGGUGCCUCGAAUGGCAUCGAGGGCCACAGUUCCUCUGCUGCUUCUCCUGGGACUGCUUCUCAUUUUUCUCAAGCUCUCUCAAAAGAAAGCAACCUUGCCAGGUCCUUCUUUUUGCCUGGGCAUUGGACCUCUCAUCUCUUAUGGUAGAUUCUUGUGGAUGGGAAUUGGCAGCGCCAGCAAUUAUUAUAAUGAAAAGUAUGGCGGGAUAGUGAGAGUGUGGAUCCAUGGUGAGGAAACUCUUAUUAUUAGCAGGUCCUCUGCUGUCAACCAUGUGAUGAAGAAAGGUCACUACAUCUCCAGGUUUGGAAGCAAGCAUGCCCUUCAGUGCAUUGGUAUGAAUGAAAAUGGCAUCAUUUUCAAUAAUAAUCCUUCCAUCUGGAAGCAGACACGGUCUUAUUUUGCUAAAGCCCUGACCGGCCCCAUUCUCCAGAGAACUCUUGCGAUGACUGUGGAGUCUACUCGUGAUCACUUGGAGAAGCUGUUAGGAGGAAACAACAAUACCACCAAAGUCGAUGUUCUGCUCUUCCUGAGGGCCAUAACAUUAGACAUCGCCAACCGUCUAUUCCUCCGAGUGCCUCUGCAUGAGGGAGAAAUUGUGGCCAAAGUUCAGAAGUACUUUGACACCUGGCAGUCACUCCUACUGAAACCUGAUAUCUUCUUCAAAUUCAAAUGUAUGUACAAGAAGUAUGAAAAGGCUGCUCAGGAUCUGCAGGAUGCAGUAGAAGAGCUGCUACUGAAGAAGCAACAAGAACUGAGAGAUACUGAGAAAUUGCACGACAUUACUGACUUUGCAACUGACUUGAUUUUUGCACAGACACAUGGAGAGCUGACUCCAGACAAUGUCAGACAGAGCCUGCUAGAAAUUCUGAUAGCAGGACCUGACACAAUGUCAGUCAGCAUCUACUUUAUGUUGUUACUCAUAGCGCAGCAUCCCGAGGUGGAGAAGAAAAUACUGGAAGAGAUUCAGACUGUUACAGGGAAAAGGGAAGUGCAGAACAAUGACCUACAGCAGCUGAAGAUAUUGGAGAACUUUAUCAAUGAGAGCAUGAGGUACCAGCCGGUGGUGGACAUAACCAUGCGCAAGGCACUGAAGGACGAUAUGAUCGAUGGCUUCCUAGUGAAGAAGGGUACCAACAUUAUCCUUAAUUUGGGCCGCAUGCAUAAAGAUGAUUUUUUUCUCAAGCCAUAUGAGUUCAGCCUGGAAAAUUUUACCCAAAGUGUACCUCAUUGCUACUUCCGGCCAUUUGGCUUUGGUCCUCGAUCCUGUGUGGGAAAAUAUGUCGCCAUGGUAAUGAUGAAAGGUAUCUUGGUGACAAUGUUAAAGCAAUUCACGGUUCAUUCAGAUAAUGGAAACAACCUACAAAAUAUUAAAUAUAUUCACCACUUGUCCUUCCAUCCUAAUGAAUCACAGACUCUCCAAAUGACCUUUAUUCCGAGGAAUCAAGCAGAGGAUUAAAGCAGAACUCAAGUAAACUUACACUGUUUGAUAAAGAGAUGUAGAUCAACAUAAUGAACUUAAGGAAAUCAUUCCAAUAAAAUAUACCAUCUUUCCAGUAAGUUGACUCAGAAAUCAUGACUUGAAACCUAGCCAAUGCAGUUUGGAUAUUGACAGAUUAUAUAUCAAUGAUGUAUACAGUAUGUCUGAAUUUCCCAGUUCAUCGUUCUCCAAUAUACUCCCUCUUAUUUUCCACUGAUUUCUUAUCUGUGGAUCAAUGUAUUCACAAGAUCAGUGAAAAUAAUUCUAUUUACAUUAUAUACAUGAGGAACCAAUCAUUAUCCGCACAAGUACGCUGACCAGUUGCAAACCACUUGUGUCAAGGGGUUCCCUUUCUAUCCUGUUCUAAUAUGGAGUUGCACCUUGUAACAAAACCGAUCACUGCUUGCAAAUUACAGAAGUUUAUUAGCUAAUGCCCUUUAUACAUUUAAAUGUUUUUGUGUAUUUAUUAAUGUGUAUUAUUACUUUUGGAACUUUAUGGGACCGUAUAUAUGUUUAUUUGAGAGGCAUAUAGAUAACAAAAGCAAGAGCCUUUGCUGAAUAAAUCUAUGGAAAGACCAUACCAAUAAUCUCUUUCAGUUAAGUGUAUAUUAAAUAUAAAAAUAAUUAAUGUAACUACAAAAGUAGUUCAUUAAAAAUAAACACUCUCGAGAUAUUAUGAAAAAAAAACUCUUUUGUAAAGUGAACAAAACAACCUUAGUAAGGGAAAGAAAAUUAGGGAAGAGAAUAAGUUCUACUCUCACUUAUGAGACUGUACUCAAGUGUCAGGCGUCUUACAAGUCUGCACCAUGGAAAGCAGAGAAGAUGCUCUGACUUCACUGCAACUGGUGAUUGUCAUUUUCAAGCUUGCUAUGAGGUGAGGUAUGAAAUGUUUAAAUUUCAAAGAUUGAGGAAUGAAAUUGUUAAUUAAUUAUGAGAUAACAGAGUGUUUUCCAUAUUGCAUAGUAAUGUUGUAAUCUACUAUCUUACAGACCUUUUUGUACCUUUAUUAAUAACUUGGGCCAGACAGGAAUAUUCAGAGUAUUGACAUCGCCUGCUCCUCAGCAGAAGAAUGCUAAGUCUUCACGUAAACAAAACGAUGUGUUUGUGGGGCCUGCCUGUAACCUUUCCCUGAUAUCUUAGAGCAAAAUGUGUGCCAUGAUAAAACACAGUUAUCAUUGCAAAUUGGAAUUGAAUCUAAAACAAGAACACACACAAAAGGCCAGGCAGCAUCUAUGGAAAAAAGUAUGAUGUUUCAGCCCGGGACCCUUCUAAUGCUCCCGGGACCCCUUUCAUGCUCCAUUGCAGCUGAUGGGAGGGAGUCCUGCUGUAAGCUUCAACAGUCCCAUAGCCCUGAGAUUAUAUGAGGUACUCUGGGACAAGGAAGAAAUUAAAACACAAAUUGAACAAAAAACUAUUAGUAUAAUUUUAAUGUUCAACUGACUGAACUUGUCUGUCUAUGUCAUAACAGUGGCCUGUUAAUAUAAAUUUAUAAAUAAAGUUGAAAUGGAAACAA
Molecule: messenger RNA, 3376 nt
Organism: Hypanus sabinus (Atlantic stingray)
Lineage: Eukaryota; Metazoa; Chordata; Chondrichthyes; Myliobatiformes; Dasyatidae
Gene: cyp19a1a
Product: aromatase
Exons: 10
Coding region: 307-1842 (511 amino acids)
Molecular function (GO): oxidoreductase activity, acting on paired donors, with incorporation or reduction of molecular oxygen; monooxygenase activity; iron ion binding
Source: RefSeq, a predicted model, not a curated record